UGAGUUUCAGAUUUUUUUUGCUUGUACUGGCCUCUUGAGAUUGGAAGACUAGCGUUGUUGUGGGCUUGUGGCAUAGGCUUCCUUUGUGGGUCUUUUUCUCAUCUGAUGUAAACAAUAUUUUUUAGUCUGGUAACGGUGCAAAGGCAAAUGGGGCAUCAUCACAUAUCUAGGUCGUAUUUUCGACAGACAGAUAUAAAACGGAGUGGGAAUGCCUCGAUUGAUAUCAUGUCCAAGUUCUUCAAGCUGAUGGUGGUUCUACAAUUAAUGAAUGAUUUGAACCGAAGUGUUCAAGAUGCCGCUAUCUCUUGUAUUGAGGCUUAUAGUGUGCUUGAGGUUCUUCGACCUCUCUAUAAUUCCCCUAAGAUACUGGAACAAAAGGUAACUGUUGCGAUAUAUGUCAAUCUUCAAUUUCGUUGUCGCUUAGCAGUUGUUGGGCUUUGGUACCCAGUCUGUAAUUUUGCUGAUGCACCAGCGACACAUAUUUAUCAUUGUUUAUUUUUUAAUCAAUAACAAAGCACAGGUACAAUAUAAUCUUAUAUAGCUUUUAAGGUAUGUAAACAUCCACUUUAGUGAUGCUAACAAAUGUAUAAAAUAAUAAUUAUUGUUUUUUCAUAGCAAUAUAUUUUAUCAUAUUGCAUCUUAGUUCAUGCUACCUGGAUGUAAAUGUGGUGCGGUUUAGUUUAGUAAGAUCUUCACUAAUCACUACAUAGUGCAGCACUGGGCUGUUAAUAUUUUUUGUACCAUGUGUCAUAAGCAUGAGAUGUUGCCUGUAGAGUACCAAUGCUUUAUUGCAGUCUUCCUCCUCGUCUGCCCCAAUGUCGGCAAGUCAGCCCUCUUCAACAGGUGAGAGGCACCUUAGGAAGGCAUCGGUCAUUGCCUCUCGCCUGUAGUUUCUAUGCCGCUAUGAGGGGUGGUGGCAUUUCCUCAAAUACGUUGCAUGUAUCACUGUAACUGUUCUUCCCCUUCCGUUACCAUUAACCCAUGCAUCUAAUUACUUGUAUAUUUUACGUUACCGUUUUCCU
Zea mays is the source of this 1022-nucleotide messenger RNA. RefSeq lists its product as uncharacterized. The transcript is spliced from 4 exons. The record is from RefSeq and is a predicted model, not a curated record. NCBI's taxonomy places the organism in Eukaryota, Viridiplantae, Streptophyta, Magnoliopsida, Poales, Poaceae. Bases 148 to 510 code for a protein of 120 amino acids.